Messenger RNA from Abrus precatorius (Indian licorice), 540 nucleotides. RefSeq lists its product as uncharacterized. NCBI's taxonomy places the organism in Eukaryota, Viridiplantae, Streptophyta, Magnoliopsida, Fabales, Fabaceae. The transcript has a single exon. Gene Ontology annotation, molecular function: acyltransferase activity, transferring groups other than amino-acyl groups. The coding region runs from base 1 to 540 and encodes 179 amino acids. The record is from RefSeq and is a predicted model, not a curated record.
AUGGCAAUGAACUUGUCAAGCAUCACCCUGCGACCGUUCAAGUUGAGCGACGUAGAUGAUUUCAUGUUAGUAGCAGGUGAUGAUAGAGUGAAUUGUUAUACACGAAGGGACACUUUUGUUUCCAGGGAACAAGCUUUGACUUUCAUCCGAGAUGUGUGCAUGCCUCAUCCGUGGACUCGAUCCAUAAGCGUUGAAGACAAAACCAUUGGAUAUGUAUCCGUUACUGUUGGGUCAGAUGAGGCAAAGUGUAGGGCUGAAAUAGGGUAUGCUAUAGCUGCCAAGUACUGGGGUCAAGGGUUUGGCACCAAAGCAUUGAAGAUGGCUGUGUCACAAGUUUUCAAGGACUUCCCUCAUUUGGUAAGAAUAGAAGCUUUUGUUGUUCCACAGAACAAAGCGUCCCAAAGGGUAUUGGAAAAGGUAGGAUUCCUUAAGGAAGGGGUACUCAGAAAGUAUGCUUAUGUCAAGGGGAGUGUUAAGGACGUGGUUGUUUUUAGUCUUGUGUUAGAGGAUACUCAUCUCCAAACUAAAUUAGAGAUUUGA